Helianthus annuus (common sunflower) is the source of this 612-nucleotide messenger RNA. RefSeq lists its product as uncharacterized. The coding region runs from base 1 to 612 and encodes 203 amino acids. The transcript has a single exon. Lineage: Eukaryota; Viridiplantae; Streptophyta; Magnoliopsida; Asterales; Asteraceae. The record is from RefSeq and is a predicted model, not a curated record.
AUGAAGGAUAAGUGGAAAUGGAUAGGGAACUCUUCAGGAACCUUUUCGGUUGGCUCGCUCAAAACUCAGAUGAACAAGGAUUAUGACAACAGUAGAAACUUCUGCAUGAGAUGGUGUAAGUGGGUUCCAGCUAAGUGCAACAUCCUUAUUUGGAGGGCUGAAUUCGACCGCAUUCCGACGAAGGUAGCGCUUAUAAAGCGGAGAGUGAUGCUGGAGUCUGAUGUUUGCUCGAUGUGUAAUGAUGGUCCGAAAUUGUCAAAGCAUUUAUUUACUUCUUAUGAGGUGUCGUACAGGGCUUGGCUUAGCAUCAGGAAAUGGUUCAAGUUGCCGCAUUUCAUACUUUUCUCUAUCAGAGACAUUUUAACUCUGUAUGAGACUGCUAAUAUGGAUAAACGAAAAGCGGACAUCUUGCACGGGAUAAUGAUAAUGGCAUGUUGGUGUAUGUGGAAAGCUAGGAAUGAAAAAGUUUUUAAUAAGAAGGAUUAUGCAGCGGACCGUAUCUUUGGUGACAGUAGGUCUUUCGGUUUUAUUUGGUUAAAACAUAGGUCUAAACAUAAAGCGUUAUCGUGGAACAAUUGGUGUAACUACCCCUUGUAUAUGAUGGAUUUGUAA